This is a messenger RNA of Plasmodium knowlesi strain H, 438 nucleotides long. RefSeq names its product conserved protein, unknown function. The transcript has 3 exons. The record is from RefSeq and is a predicted model, not a curated record. Lineage: Eukaryota; Apicomplexa; Aconoidasida; Haemosporida; Plasmodiidae. Bases 1 to 438 code for a protein of 145 amino acids.
AUGGCGUUUAGGUUUAAGCGGGAAGGCUGCUACAGCAAAAACAGGCUGAGCGAGCUCUUCCGGAAAAACCAGACCUUCGUCAAUCAACUCAUGUACGACGUCACAGCCUUCCACUAUGAGAAUUACAUGAAAAAUAAAAUUCGCCAGAGCAUAAUGAACAACUACAAUAACAUUGAAAAAAUACAGUCCAUGCUAAGCUUGAUAAACGGCGAUAAGGAAAAUGCCUUCAAAAUUAAAACAGGACACUUCUUCUUCCGCACCGGAGUUCCUGUUAUAACGCCGCACAUCCAACAGACCAACGAAUUCGCAGAAAACAACAACUACGUGCACAAUUUUAAAACCAUAAAAAAAAAGUACCUCAAAGAUGCUUACGAUUCGUACAAACAUAAAAUUGGCGGGACCGACCCCUCCGUUCCCAUUUUCUACAAGCAUAAGUGA